Messenger RNA from Beta vulgaris subsp. vulgaris (sugar beet), 2090 nucleotides. RefSeq names its product protein NRT1/ PTR FAMILY 5.10. Bases 147 to 1886 code for a protein of 579 amino acids. The transcript has 3 exons. NCBI's taxonomy places the organism in Eukaryota, Viridiplantae, Streptophyta, Magnoliopsida, Caryophyllales, Amaranthaceae. Gene Ontology annotation, cellular component: membrane. The record is from RefSeq and is a predicted model, not a curated record. Gene Ontology annotation, biological process: transmembrane transport; dipeptide transport. Gene Ontology annotation, molecular function: dipeptide transmembrane transporter activity; tripeptide transmembrane transporter activity.
GUGACGCAGAGUCAGACAAACUUCCAUCUCUUUCUCUCUCUAUCAAACAAACACACACUCUCUUUGCUGGCAAAUCUUACACGAUUCACGGAUUUCAACUUCGAGACUUCUUAGAAGUAUUUAAUUAUACUCGUACCUCAAUAAAAAUGGCCACCUUCAACUCCACAACUGUUGACUCAACUCCUCUUCUCAUGGCAGACCCACCAGAAACCGUCGCUAACACCGUCGAUUACAAGCGUCGCCCCGCCGUUAGAUCCAAACAUGGCCGGUGGUUUUCCGCAUUUUUCAUCAUUUGGGUGGAGAUGGCAGAGAGGCUAGCAUAUUAUGGAAUUUCUGCAAAUUUGAUAAGUUUUUUGACUGGGAAAAUGGAGCAGUCAACUGCAAUGGCGGCUGCUAAUAUCAAUGCUUGGUCGGGGGUGUCAUCAUUACUUCCUAUUUUGGGAGCUGUUCUUGCUGAUUCUUUUUUGGGAAAGUAUUAUACCAUUAUUGGAUCUUCCAUCAUUUACAUCUUGGGGCUUGGCUUGCUAACUCUGUCAGCAAUGUUACCUUCACUUGACUGUCUCAACCAAGGAAGAAGCAUCAUGGGUGCUCCUGGAUGUUCGCCGCAUUUGCAGAUAGUUAUAUUCUUUAUCGCCCUUUAUCUGGUGGCUGUUGGACAAGGUGGGCAUAAGCCUUGUGUUCAGGCUUUCGGUGCUGAUCAGUUUGACGGGGAAGACCCUCGUGAGAGUAAAGCCAAAAGCUCUUUCUUUAACUGGUGGUAUUUUGGUGUUUGUGUUGGUGGUUUGCUAGGUAUUGGAGUCUUGAGUUAUGUUCAAGACAACCUUAGUUGGGGACUUGGAUUUGGAAUUCCAUGCAUUAUCAUGCUACUUUCCUUGAUCAUAUUUUUGCUUGGAACUUUGACUUAUCGCUACACUAUGAAAGAUGAAGGGGAAAGUCCAUUCAUGAGGAUUGGAAGAGUGUUUGCUGCAGCAGUAAAGAAUCGGAAUGCUACAAUUCCCGUUGUUGGUGACAGUAAUGAAGAGGUAAUGCAAGAAACUGAAGACAAUGAUGGAUCUCGACAGUUCAGGUUCCUUGACAAAGCUAUGCUUGCACCUCAAAUAUCAAAGAGAAUUGGAAAAUCUUGCAGCAAGAGCGAGGUUGAAGAAGCAAAGGCAGUACGUAGGCUCUUUCCUAUAUGGGCAACAACCUUGAUCUUUGCAAUUGUUUUCUCACAACCUGCGACUUUCUUCACCAAACAAGGCAUCACAUUGGAUAGAUCAGUCGGGUCUAGAUUUGCUAUACCAGCUGCAGCAUUACAGUCCUUUAUUGGCAUCUGCAUUGUGAUCUUUAUCCCGAUUUAUGAUCGUGUUCUUGUUCCAAUAGCCAGAAAAUUAACCAGAAACCCUUCUGGCAUAUCAAUGCUUCAGAGAAUUGGAACCGGGUUGUUCAUAUCCAUCUUUACUAUGGUAGUUGCUGCUGUAACAGAGAAGAAAAGACUCGAGACUGCUACUCGAUAUGGGCUUAUAGAUUUGCCUAAGGUGACAAUCCCAAUGAGUAUUUGGUGGUUGCUUCCGCAAUAUGUGUUGUUUGGAAUUUCAGAGGCAUUUACCAUGGUCGGGCUGCAAGAAUUUUUCUACGACCAGGUCCCAAAUGAAUUGCGCAGCGUGGGAUUAUCUUUGUAUCUAAGUAUCUUUGGAUUAGGAGGUCUUUUGAGUAGCUUUCUUGUUUCAGUGAUCAACAAAGCAACCAGUAGAGGGGGGGAAGAGAGUUGGUUUUCGAAUAACCUGAAUCGGGCUCAUCUUGAUUACUUCUAUUGGUUGCUUGCUGGUUUUAGUGCCUUAGGAUUGGCUCUUUUUGUGUACUUCGCAAAAUCAUACAUAUACAACAAAAGCAAAGCUCGUUUAUAAGUGGUGACUGAAUGAUUGCUACUUCAUGUUAUUCAUGUUAUUUGGAGAUUGUAAUAAGGUGUUAGUGAUAAACUUAAAAGUUUUUAGAAGUCCUUUUAGAGCUUAAUUAGGUGUAAUGACCAUGUGUGUAAAACUAGAGUUCACAAGUAUUGUGGUCGCCUGAGUUUUUUUUUCUUAAAAUGCAAAAUCACCCAAUUGAAACAA